UAAUACUCAUUUUCUCUCUCUUCCAGAUAAAACGUGAUUGUGUUCGACGGGAUUUGUUUUUCGCAGCGUCGUCCUCCAUUGUGAGAUUUUAGUCAAUCAUUCAUUGAUUCAAGUGUUCUAGGUGAAAAUCAGAAACAGUUCAUCCACAAACUUGAUCAUUUCGAUUGCUAAAAGGUUGGUUACAGAUGAUACCAUUUAACCUGAGGUAACAAGAAUUGACAGUGAGCACAUGAACCUCCAUUAUCACAGAUGAAUGUGCAGGCACAUAUGUCUGGGCAGACUAAUCAAGCUGCCUCUCAGAUGCCUGUUCUAGCUCAGCAAAACGGAAGUUCUGUUCCCAACCAAAUUCAAAAUUUAGGAAUCCACCGAAAUGCAAUGGAACCAGAUAUACUUAAAGCUCGCAGGUUUAUUCAAGAGAAGAUCUAUGACUUGCUUAUACGUCGGCAGCAGACUUCUUACGAGAUGCAGCCAAAUAGGGUACUUGAUAUUGUAAAGCGUUUGGAAUAUGGGCUCUAUAGAAGUGCUGCUACUAAGGAAGAGUAUUUGAACUUGGACACUUUGGAGACUCGAAUACAUGCUUUUAUCAAACGUACCUCUUUAAGCAGCCUUAAUCAGCAAUUUCAUCAAGUUGUCAAGUCAUCUUCUUCCUCCAUUGGGCCAAUGAUUCCAACUCCUGGUAUGCCCCGCGUUGGGAACACGAGCUUGGAGAUCUCACCAUCUGUGGAUUCUACCAUGGUUCCAUCUACUAGUGGUAAUAUCUUAGCUGCCACAGGGACUUUAGAUUUGUCUAAUGCUUACCAACAAUCUUCUUCCAAAUUUUCCGUCAGUUCCAAUGGAAACAUUUUGUCAAAAGGUGUUCAAACGACGCCAACUCAAAUGAUUCCAACCCCUGGAUUUAGUAGUAUGAAUAAUCAUAAUACAGUGGAGUCCCAGCCACCUCAGCAAAAUCAGAAUGUUAGUGGUCAAAACUUGGGGAUGAUGCAAAAUACUAGCAGCCGCACAGUCAGCGGACGGAGAUCUAGCUUGCAGAAGAAAUCUCGUGGAUAUCCAAAUGGUCCAGCUACUGGGCUUUUGGGUAUGGCAGGAAGCCAUUUGCAAACAGUCAAUGGUCCUGUAACUUCUGAUGGUUAUACGACAGACAUUGCUUAUAGUGAUUCAUCCAAGCAUUCACAGCAACACCAUGGUAAACAACAAAGAUCAUUGAUUAAGGGUGAUGGAUAUGAGGUCAUCCCUUCCAAUUCUUCUGGCUAUGGUGUUGGAGUUUUAGAUGGAUCGAUGAACCAGAAAAAAAGUCUUGCUCCAUCUAUUUCCAGAACUGAAUCCUUGAAGACCAGCAUGUCCAAUUUGCCCAAUAUUCAGCAGGUUGCAACUUCUCAACCUGAAACUGUGAACCAUUUACAGUCUCAUAAUCAUCAGCAGUUUCAGAUGCAGCCUCAGCAGCUCAAGCCACAAAUUUUCCUGCGUAAGCAGAAACAACAUAAUCAGCAGCACCAUGCUAUGACGAGAACUGAUAGCUUGGGCCGGCCUCAAAUGAAUCCUGACAUUGAUAAUCAAACAGAGCCUGAUCUCGAAAUUGAAUGUCAAGAUGGUAUUCUGCGGUCUGGGGUUUCAGAGCAGUUCAAAAUUUCUGAAAUGCAGACACAGUUCCAGCAGACAGAUGAUCAAUCUAGAGGCUCACAAUUCAUUCCAGUUCCAUCUGUCUCACAAGAAAUAUGCCCAUCACUAGAUCAAACUACGCAGCAGAUGCAAGAUCUUUUACACCCUGAGCCAUUGAUAGACACUCGGAAUGUUUUCAGUUCUAUUCAUAAUCAAGAACAAAGAGACGCGGCAUUACAUAGUCAUUUGAAUUUCAAGUCUGAAGAGAUGUCUGAGAUACCAGGGAACUCAAAACAGGAGCUAACCAUCAAAGAACAAUUUCACCAGAGAAUUCAUGGGCAAGAUGAAGCUCAAAGCAACUAUUUCCCUUCAGAAACUAACCAAGCAACCGAUCCUAGAACAACAGAGGCCCCAAACUCGGAUGCUCCAGCCUGCCGACCCAAUAGUCCAAAUCGCGAUAGGCAGUUCAGGUAUCAGUGGAGAUGGUUACUGUUUCUGAGACAUGCUCGCCGAUGUACUGCUCCAGAAGGAAAAUGCCCAGAAGUUAACUGUAUAUUAGCUCAAAAACUCUGGAGGCACAUGGCUGCAUGUAGUUCAUCUCAAUGCACAUUUCCUCGUUGUGUUAAUAGUAAGAAAUUACUUACUCAUCACAAGAAUUGCAGGAACCCUACCUGUCCUGUCUGUAUUCCUGUCAAGAAAUAUGUAGACCAACAACUAAAAGCUCGUGUUCGCUCUGGCCUGACAUGCUCAGUUGGUGACUCAUCCAAAUCCUGUGAUGCUGGAGUACCAACCACUGGCUCAGUUUCAAUGAGUCAACCAGUUGCUGGGACUUCUGAUGACGGUCAACCUGCUUUAAAACGCAUAAAAAUUGAGCAGCAUGAUCAGUUGAUUUUACAUAAUGGUGAAAGUUCUUUUGCAUCACUUCCUUCCGGUGAUGAAUGUAUAGAAACAAAACCUAAGGUCUCAGAAUUGAAAGUGGAUAUUCCUUUGUUAUCAGGCCAAGCCAGUUCAUUUAUGACAAAAGAUACUCUGGAUGAUGUCUGUACGGAAAAUAAGCCUUCCAGUGAACCUAUGUUAAGGGAUGACCAUGUUUCUGAAACCAUUAAGGGUGAAAAAGAGAUGGCCCAACCCAAAGAAGAAAAUAUGACAUUACCUGGUGAAACUUCUUCCAUGACAAAGCCUGGAAAGCCAAACAUAAAAGGAGUAUCAUUGGUGGAAUUGUUUACAACAGACCAAGUUAGGCAGCAUAUACAAGGCCUCAGACAGUGGGUUGGCCAGAGUAAAAUAAAAGCUGAGAAGAAUCAAGCGCUGGAGCACUUUAUGAAUGAAAACUCAUGUCAGCUGUGUGCAGUUGAGAAGUUGACUGUUGGACCUCCACCUAUAUAUUGUUCACCAUGUGGUGCUCGCAUUAAAAGAAAUGCAAUGUACUAUACUGUAGGAGCUGGUGAUACACGUCACUAUUUCUGUAUGCCAUGCUAUCAUGAGUCCCGCGGGGAAACUAUACUAGUUGAUCAUAUUGCUAUUCCAAAAUCAAGGAUGGAAAAAAAGAAAAAUGAUGAAGAGACUGAAGAGGGGUGGGUGCAGUGUGAUAAAUGUGAGGGUUGGCAACAUCAAAUAUGUGCAUUAUUUAAUUGUCGGAGGAAUGAUGGAGGACAAGCUGAGUACACUUGUCCAAACUGCUAUAUGGAAGAAAUUAACAGAGGUGAAAGGAAGCCCCUACCACAAAGUGCUGUUCUUGGUGCAAAGGAUUUACCAAGAACAAUCCUCAGUGACCAUAUUGAGCAGCGUUUGUUUAGACGGCUGAAGCAAGAAAAGCUAGAGAGAGCAAAGCUUCAGGGAAUAAGUUGCGAUGAGGUUGCCAGUGCUGAAGCACUUGUAGUGAGAGUUGUAUCAUCUGUUGACAAGAAAUUGGAAGUGAAGCCAAGAUUUCUUGAGAUUUUUCAAGACGAAAAUUAUCCAAAAGAGUUCCCAUACAAGUCCAAGGUGGUAUUAUUAUUUCAGAAUAUUGAAGGGGUUGAAGUAUGCCUAUUUGGCAUGUACGUUCAAGAAUACGGGUCAGAGUGUCAACAGCCAAACCACCGCCGUGUCUAUCUAUCCUAUUUAGAUUCUGUCAAGUACUUCAGACCUGAGGUUAAAGCUGUAACAGGAGAGGCCCUUCGCACCUUUGUUUACCAUGAAAUACUGAUUGGAUACUUGGAAUACUGCAAGAAACGCGGUUUCACUAGUUGCUAUAUCUGGGCUUGUCCUCCAUUGAAGGGUGAAGACUACAUUUUAUAUUGCCAUCCAGAAAUUCAGAAAACACCAAAAUCAGAUAAACUGAGGGAAUGGUACUUGGCCAUGUUAAAAAAAACAUGGGAGGAAGGUAUUGCGGUUGGCCUGACCAAUCUGUAUGAUCAUUUCUUUACAACAACUGGAGAAUGCAAGGCUAAGGUAACUGCUGCCCAGCUUCCUUAUUUUGAUGGAGAUUACUGGCCUGGGGCUGCAGAGGACAUGAUCUAUCAGCUUCACCAAGAAGAAGAUGGCAAGAAGCUACUUAAGAGAGUACCAAGCAAGAAGAGCUUAACAAAAAGGUCUUUGAAAGCAUCCGGGCAAUAUGAUCUUCCCCCAAAUACAUCAAAAGAUUUGUUGCUGAUGAGUAAGCUUGGUGAAACAAUUUUAACAAUGAAGGAAGAUUUUAUCAUGGUUCAUUUGCAACAUGCUUGCACACAUUGCUGUGUAUUAAUGGUAUCGGGGAAUCGCUGGGUUUGCAGUCAAUGCAAAAGUUUUCAGAUUUGUGACAGUUGUUACGAGGCUGAACAGAAACUUGACGACAAAGAUAAACAUCCAAUCAAUCUGAGGGAGGCACAUAUCCUUUAUCCUGUGGAAAUAACAGAUGUACCCAACGAUACCAAGGAUAAAGAUGAUGUUCUUGAGAGCGAAUUCUUUGAUACAAGACAAGCGUUUUUGAGUCUCUGCCAAGGAAACCAUUAUCAAUAUGAUACUCUACGUCGAGCCAAACACUCUUCCAUGAUGGUCCUUUACCAUCUUCACAACCCUACUGCCCCUGCAUUUGUUUCUACUUGCAACACUUGUCAUCUAGAUAUUGAUGUGGGUCAAGGAUGGCGAUGUGAAAUCUGCCCUGAUUAUGAUGUAUGCAAUUCUUGUUAUGUCAAAGAUGGAGGGACAAUUCAUCCUCACACGUUGACUAAUCAAUCAUCUCUAGCUUAUCGUGAUGCACAGAACAAAGAAGCCAGGGAACUAAGAGUUUUGCAGCUUAGGAAAAUGCUCGAUCUUCUGGUGCAUGCAUCUCAAUGUCGAUCUCUGCAUUGCCAAUACCAGCAUUGUCGCAAAGUGAAGGGGCUUUUUCGUCAUGGAAUACAAUGCAAACUACGUGCAUCUGGUGGUUGUUUGCUUUGUAAGAAGAUGUGGCAUCUUCUUCAUCUUCACGCCCGAGCUUGCAAGGAAUCUGAGUGUAAUGUACCUCGAUGCAGGGAUUUGAAAGAACAUGCUAGAAGAUCGCAACAUCAAUCAGAUUCUCGACGAAGGGCUGCAGUUAUGGAGAUGAUGAGGAAAAGGGUGGCUGAGGUUUCCGGCAAUUCAGGUUCAUGACAUGGGUUUUGUAUGUAAGUUCAUCAAGCAAGAAACUCGACUAAAGCUGUUGGUCUGGCCGAUUUUUGGGAGAUAGGGUUCGGGCAGGAAAUUGCAUAAUCGGGUCUCUUGGAAUCAUGAAGAAAUCCAAUGGUAAUGAAAUGGUUGAGGUAAGGUGCCUAAUGUUCUGAUUGGGAUUUCUAACUGUUCCCAGUUGAAAAAGGAGGAAGCUUUGUGAAAUAGUUGAGAAGUAAUGCGGUUCUUGGUUCUUGAUUUUGCAAUUCUUUAAUUUUGAGUGCUCGAUUGUAGCUGAUAUAUGGAGGUGAAUUGCUUUCAUUAAUUUUGUACUAGAUGUUUCAUGUACCCUUAUAUAGUCAUGAAUCUCAUGAUUACCUUGUACACUAUACCUUAUUUUCUUCUUCUUUUCAA
This is a messenger RNA of Impatiens glandulifera, 5592 nucleotides long. Its product is annotated as histone acetyltransferase HAC1-like. The coding region runs from base 250 to 5184 and encodes 1644 amino acids. Gene Ontology annotation, cellular component: transcription regulator complex; histone acetyltransferase complex. The record is from RefSeq and is a predicted model, not a curated record. Gene Ontology annotation, biological process: positive regulation of transcription by RNA polymerase II. Lineage: Eukaryota; Viridiplantae; Streptophyta; Magnoliopsida; Ericales; Balsaminaceae. Gene Ontology annotation, molecular function: zinc ion binding; chromatin DNA binding; histone acetyltransferase activity. The transcript has 18 exons.